AUGUUUCGGCGUCUACUCGCUUGGCUCUCAUCAAAGAAUUCAAUUGGCAAUCAAGAGUCGUCAGUGGAAGCUUCGAGUAGCAAUGGUCGAUUGAAUGAGAGAAGCGAGAAAGAUGAACGCAUUAUGAUGAGUGCUGAAGAAUAUCACAAAGCGAUCCCAUCUUCGCAUGAAUAUCUUCUUGAUUAUAAGAGGAUAAAGAGACCUCUAGGUGCUCGAUUUGCUGAUGGUACAAUAAAUUGGCAGUGCGAUUGUAUGGGUGGCGGGUCGAUGGUAGCGCAUCGUUGUGGUCAUUAUUUUCGUAUCAUGUACAAAUGUAUGUCUGGUCUGAACGAUAGCGAGGAUGUGACUGAGAAAUGCGCAGAACCCUUCAUCGAUUGGACGUGCUGUAUGCAGCAAAUAUUUCUGAAUACCAAAUUUGCUAAGAUGGGAAAUAUGUUGGAGAAAGAAUCUUCACGUGUUGAGUGCGAUGGAAAAGUUGUUGUCACCAAAAACAGCCACAAGAUCAGUAAUAAAGAUGUUUUAUUACGAAUGAGCGGAGAUGAAUACUGGCAACCGUUGAAAGACAAGCAGAUCGCUGAAUAUCUCGAUGAAAAUAGUGAAUCUGAUAAAGAUGAGGGUGGUGUAUUACCAAACGGUGAUAUCAAUUUGAAAUGUGUUUGCCUUCAAAGUGCUUUAGCGCAUCGUUGUGGACAUUUGCUACGUGAUGCUAUUCUGUGUUUCAAUAACUCGCAAACGUCACCUCGAGGUAUCGACUGUGAUCAAAUAUUCAUUCGACAAAUUGAAUGUCAAGAUUCAUUUGAACGUAUCGCGUAA
Molecule: messenger RNA, 813 nt
Organism: Anisakis simplex (herring worm)
Lineage: Eukaryota; Metazoa; Nematoda; Chromadorea; Rhabditida; Anisakidae
Source: the annotation of a GenBank genome assembly